Amoebophrya sp. A25 is the source of this 1828-nucleotide messenger RNA. NCBI's taxonomy places the organism in Eukaryota, Dinophyceae, Syndiniales, Amoebophryaceae. The record is from the annotation of a GenBank genome assembly.
GAGAUGUGGCGCUUCCCAUGAAUACUCUGGUAAGAUGAGGAGGCCUCAGUUCGUCAGGCGUGCGCGUACGGCUGGAGGGGGACUCUGUCUCGGACAUUUCCUCAGUCGUCGUGACCACGCAGUAACGACGUUGGCCUUAGUGGAAAGCGCCAUGUGCCAGUGCGAGCUUGAGUCUGGUCCAGCGCUGUUUCAAUAUUUGCUGCCCGAUUUUCGUAUGGUGUUUCUUGGGGUCUUAGUCGGCAAACAAGGUGUGCGUGAACUCGAGCGGAUGAGCCGUGAAAAGUUAAGCUUCUUUCGUCCAGGAACGAACAGUUCUGGUACUUCUUUAUCGUAUAGGUACUUAUCCUCCAGCAUGAUCCACUCAAAAAGUCGAGUAAUGCAUCCUCUUGAUCAAUGCUACCUACUCUGAACAAUUUGAAUUUCAAUUGCACCCAAUACGAAGAUAAGGGUGAACAAUAACUCGAAAAUUGAUUUCUCCUGUCCAAUUUCCGCUUCGUAGUGGAUUAACAUGAUCUAUCUUCGACUUACAAGGAUGGUUCGAGGUCAAUUCUAAAAAACGCUGCCUUUGCUGGAAGCGGUCUCCCCGAAUCUUUUGGAAACUAUCUUUGUAGCAGGCUAGCGAUCGACACGCUGCGACCGCUCUGUGCGGAUGACAAUGCAAAGAAAGAGACAAUUAUGUUUGUGGAUGAUGUUUCAUAAAGGAAGCCAACGUUCAAGUUGAAAACCCUUAUCGUGGUAGGUUAAAAAAGCUUUUUGCCCUUCUUUUGUCGUAGUGGUCAUUCUCUAGUCUAAAUCGUAUGUCUCUAGGAUGCUGCCGAGAACCUAAUGCCCGCAGAAAAUGGAUGGUCAUGAGAUCUAAGGCUAGCAGUUCGACUCCAGUUGUGAGCGCUGACGAGAACCAGGAUGUGGAAAUCAGCGCCGGCGAGCAAGAGGUUCCUGCCUAUGGAGAUGCGCACAACGGCGAUGACAGCGAUCGUCCGUAUCAAGGAAGGAAAGGCACGGGUAGAAAAGGAAAGGGGAAGAACAAGAAGGGGAAGUCGCGUCGGCGCAGGUAGAGGAAAUCCUAGAUGAAAAUGUCGGUAAGCUGCUGGAUCAACAUGACUGCCUUCGACGUGCAUGCUGCAUCCAUCCUGUGUUGGGAGACGCAAAAGACGGUGAACACAAGUAAAGUAUCGGAAUGGAUGUAUCACUUAAUAGAUAAUUUUGAGAUAGAUUGCCUGGUAAACGUUGCUUGUACGAUACAUAAAUUUAUAGCCUGAAGUUGCUGGACCACUGGAGGAUAUGGAUACUUAUUCUUACCUGCCAUAUUUUACACAAAUUUACAGCAUAAUAGCGGAGCUUUUGUAGAUUAUGAUUAGCCAAACACACACAUAUAUGAUCAUGACGAAAACCGAAUGACCAUGGAUCUCAAAUUUAAAGAUGAAAGCUGUCCUAAAUGAAGAAAUAUCAAUACAUGGCGAUGCCUUCACAUAUUAGUAUUACUGAAUAUGAUCCCACGAGAAUGUAAAAACAUACGAUUGCGAGUAAAUAAUCCGAAUCUAGAUUAUAGUGACUACUUGUUGUGCGUGCACAACAAGCGACGCUGCUAAGGCGGAGAACAUUCACUUGCUGUGGCUUCAUGUAGCGACCUUAUCGAUGAGCACAAGCGGUCAACCGGCACUCCAGCUAUGAGACAAUCAAAUACUGCCCUCUACUCGAUCACUGGACUCUGAGCAGUAGGUAGCUAUGUGGACCCGUUAGUUCUGAUGAUUUGGCUUUCGUUUCCUUCCGAGUACAUGACAGUUUAAGCACGAAGACGGAGUAAUGACAUUGUGAUAAGUAACGAGAC